CGACACACAAGGGCUAUAGAUUGAGGGGUUGUGUGUGAGGAGCGAGAAUGAGAUGACCAAAGGGGGUUGUGCUUGUUCGAUUACGAGGAAUUCUUUUCAUCCUUUUUUUCCGUCAUUUUUUGGGGUUUAUUGAAGGGAAUGGAAAAAAGGGGGCAGAUCAAAAUCGAUGAGUGGGCCAAUCUGGGUACUGGCCCUGUAAUGUUAACGAGCCAUGUCUGUCCGAUUUUCAGAUCGGAAUGUACAGUUGGAGGGGUAGAAUGGGCGGGAGAUGGAUGAGCAGAGGGGUAAGAACAACAUGGGCAAACCAACUGGCGCUUGGGCUUCGGGCUUGGAGGGGGAGUUUGGAAAUGUAAUGGUAGCCGCUUUCGGCCUACUUGCUUCAAUCAGACACCAUACAGGUUCUUUGUUCGUUUUCGCAACUCGUUUGAACCUUGCCUGUUUCGAAUCGGAAUUCAUGUCAGAGGAGGUCUGGAUACGGCGACGGGACUCGAGUGGUGUGUACCUUGGUACAGGUUCCAAACUCGAUCUCGGAACCAAGAACGGAGUAUUAGAUGCAGACCGGCGACACCUGUAUGGACCGGAGCGCAUCGCAUGGCCCCGAUCGCGACAGAGUGCCGGACGGGACGCGGGAGGUGGCUUGCUCGGAGAUAACACCGGGAGUGUGGUAUUGGCUGUUGCUGAGCCCGUUUUUGCGACGAAUGGACACAGUAAUGCCUGUCGCUGCAUGGGGGGAAACCGAUCCCCCGAGGUGUGUAUCGGUCAAGAUCGAGGUGGUAUCGCAGUUGGAAAGGGGAAAGAGACGAUGAGUCGAAAAGCAAAGAGGUACUUUGGCACUGAAUAUCCAGUGCGGAUUAAGGUAGCAGUCUCUCUGAACAGAGUAUCGCGUUGGAUCAAAACCUGGCAGGUGAGGGCGAUUCUAAUGACCAUAUUCAGUAUAAGGUUGCGAGCUGCAUCUCGUGCAGGCCUUUGAAUGAUGACAAGUCGUUUAUGGAUUGCGGCGCGGGUCCUCAUAGCUGUGUCUGUAGCUGCGGACCGACGGGCUACAACGGGGAUGGGAGGUCGGCGUGGAGGACGGAAAUAGCGGUGAUGCAUGGCGGACCUCGGCGUUGCGUGGGUUCAGGUGGUUGUGUUGCGAUCAGGUCCCCUAUCAGCCCAAUCGGUCCCGAUUCCACGGUUCUACUGACACACACAGCUGUAAGGUAGCUUGGAGUUGCAAGCUGGGUCAGACUUGUUACACCAAACGGCGUGCAGGACGCACGAGUGGACGUCCUGCAAGACUCGACAGGGAGUUCAGAAGCCUGUCAAAAAGCAGGGCCGGCAUCCAGGAAG
Molecule: messenger RNA, 1329 nt
Organism: Colletotrichum phormii
Lineage: Eukaryota; Fungi; Ascomycota; Sordariomycetes; Glomerellales; Glomerellaceae
Exons: 1
Coding region: 269-970 (233 amino acids)
Source: RefSeq, a predicted model, not a curated record